Messenger RNA from Hypoxylon fragiforme, 6830 nucleotides. RefSeq lists its product as uncharacterized. Gene Ontology annotation, molecular function: ubiquitin protein ligase activity. Bases 502 to 6363 code for a protein of 1953 amino acids. Gene Ontology annotation, biological process: protein polyubiquitination; proteasome-mediated ubiquitin-dependent protein catabolic process. NCBI's taxonomy places the organism in Eukaryota, Fungi, Ascomycota, Sordariomycetes, Xylariales, Hypoxylaceae. Gene Ontology annotation, cellular component: nuclear speck. The transcript is spliced from 6 exons. The record is from RefSeq and is a predicted model, not a curated record.
CAUCCAUAGUACUAUAAUAUGUAACAAUGUAAGCCUGCCACACUUCACACCCACAAUACAUACGUCCAUAAUACGUCCACAAUACGUCCACAAUACACCCACAUAACCCACUUACCUUAGCCCAACAUCCAGCCGCCCGCGGGUGGCCAUUCAUUCGAGCGAACCUCCUCCGAUAGAACCUCCAACCAAAUCCCCGAAGCUUCGUUCGACGACAACGAAAACGAUACUGUAUCGCCCAAGUUCCAUCACAUGUCUUGGUCCAUUUAGUACCUACGUCUACCUCUACGUCACUUGCCAUCUUGAUAUCGACCUUAGAUGUAGGAAUGAUACUGUCCGUUAAUCGAUUCUAACGACGACGCCCCUUGUCAGAUUGGUUCCAGGAGAUUCAUAAAAGCAAAAUACUCCCAAAGACUUCAGAAAGAGGAAAUUCGAGCCCGAGGCCCGAAUACUUAGUACUGGACUUGUCACAACCUAUCGCCGCCGUGCCUCAUGGCGUAAUCCAUGGCAGACCGAAAACCCUCUGCUGCGAAUCUGCGCUCUUCUCGAUCGGCAGUCGAUAACGAUAAUUACGAUACUCAAGCGCGACUUCCUUCUAUUCCAGACUUGAAUCUGAACUUAAACCAGAACUUGAACCAGAGCCUGAACCAGGCGUCAGCCGCUCCUGCCUUGUCACCAUCAUCCUCUAUAUCAAUAUCCCCAAGAGUCACACGCUCCUCCGCGCGCAACGCGGCAAGCCAAGGAGCAUCGCCGGCGGAUACCAAUUCUGGUAAUAAUCCUGCUGGUCUGUCAUCUGCAACCGCCGCAGCCAGCACCAACGCAAACCAGUCUUCCUCGAAGCCUACGCCCGCACGCAAGAGGAAAUCUGUCCCUGCGGAUAGCAACUUGCCAAACCAGGCCUCGCAGGCCGAAACAGCUGCGCCUCCUCGUCGAUCUAAGAGGCAGAAGGUUUCGGAGCCAGCGCCUGAAGCCCCACCUGCCCCUACUCCUGCAUCUUUUGCGCGCAAGCGGAAAGGAAAGAACACGGCUUCUAUGUCCAGUCCAACCCCUGCUGCUGACCCACCCCCACCAGCCAGAAUGCAGGAUUCUACAAAUUCAACCUCAGCCUCGUCAAGUCGAAAGUCGAGUCGCAACAAGAAAGGCGUGCCAGUAGCAUCAGACCUAUCUACAACAGUUGCUUCCGGCUCUACUCGACGAUCGAAGCGAACAUCUAGCAAUCAUCCACCCCCCGACCCCGAUACGACCAUGACGGGAACUGAGGAGCAUGAGAGCGAAGCAGAAGCACCCCCUCCCCCCCCUCCUCCCCCCGCGCACGACCCAGACGAUGAGAACAGCGAUGACAAUGAUGAUGAGGAUGAGGAGGAACCUCACCGUCAUUACGAUGACGAUCCAUUCGGUGGGUUUGGGGGACAUCCAGGCUCAGGCCUGUCUAGCACGCUCAGAGCUCUUACUGGGAUGGUAUCCGGCAUGUCCUCUACACUACGCACCAUCCUCCAUAACCUUCGACAGAAAGGCGAUCCAUCGGUACAGCUUGUUGCUCUACAGGAGCUAGCUCAGAUUCUACUAGUCUCCAACGAGGACAAUCUGUCUGGUCAUUUCUCCCCUGACGCAUUCGUGAAGGAAUUGGUAGCCUUAAUGCAACCUAACGAACUCACAGGCGAUGAGAAUUCUGAGAUCAUGCUUCUUGCUUGUCGUUGCCUUGCGAACUUGAUGGAGGCUUUACCGGCGAGCGCGGCUAAUGUGGUCUAUGGCGGUGCUGUCCCCAUUUUGUGCCAAAAGCUUUUGGAGAUUCACUAUAUCGAUCUCGCUGAGCAAUCGCUGAGCACGCUGGAAAAGAUCUCAGUGGAGUAUCCUACGAGUAUAGUACGCGAGGGCGGCCUACACGCCUGUCUUACUUACCUCGACUUUUUCCCCACGAGCACACAACGGGCGGCCGUAACGACUGCUGCCAACUGCUGCCGAAACAUCCCCGAAGAUUCGUUUAGCGGGAUCGAGGCGGUUAUGCCGAUUCUCUUAAACGUAUUGAGCAGCAGCGACCAGCGUGUUGUAGAACAAGCUUCACUUUGUGUUACUCGCAUAAUCGAAAGUUUCAAAUACCAGUCGUCGAAGCUAGAGCAACUGGUCAGCGUGGACCUACUUAAGGCCAUACUACGACUCCUUGUCCCUGGAACUACGAACCUUAUUAGUGCCAAUAUUCAUACACAGUUUCUUCGAGUGUUGGCCAUCACAGCUCGUGCCAGUCCACGCCUGUCCGCAGAGCUUUUCAAAUUGAAUGUGGUUGAGACACUCUACCAAAUUUUGACCGGCGUCUCUCCCCCAAGCGAGACGGAAGAUGUCGCCUCGAAGCUUGACAGUGUAGUAAUCAUGCAGGCGUUGAUCCAUCGGCCUCGUGAGCAGAUCAUCGAGACUCUUAAUGUAAUCUGUGAGCUGCUUCCGGGUUUGAGAUGGCCCGAUGGUUCGGCAUCCCAGGUAUCUGCAAGCUUGGAUCUGACCGAGCCUCUUACGCCCUCUUCACUCCGACCUCGAAGGAAGUCUGCCAACGAAAAGAGGCUGGAACUUCUCGAUGAAUGCAGAGACCAAGUACGAAGAUUUGCGCUCAUCCUAUUUCCGACUCUAACAGACGCCUUCUCAAGUACAGUGAAUCUAAGCGUUCGGCAGAAAGUGCUCACUGCCCAGUUGAAGAUGCUGUCAAACCUGAACAAAGACAUCCUCGUCGAUGCGUUGAAAUCUGUUCCAUAUGCGUCGUUCCUGGCCUCGAUCUUAUCUCAACAGGAUCACCCCUCACUUGUGAUGUCAGCCGUCCAGGUAACAGAGCUACUCCUAAAUCGACUGGACGAUAUAUACCGCUAUCAGAUUUACCGUGAAGGCGUCAUUGCAGAGAUAACCAAGCUGGCAGCGGAUUAUCAAGAGCCCGAGCAUAAAACAACCGAAAUGUCAACGGACCAUAGUAUGACUUCAGGAGACGAGGGCGAUAGAGUGUCUAUACACAACGGCUCGGAGGAUGAGGAAGAUGAGGACCACGAAGAGCAUGAAGAGCACGAAGAGGAAGAGGACGAGGAUGAGGAGGGCGAGAACGAAGACGACCAAGAAAAUGAGCAUCACGACGACGAUAUGUCAGGUUCCCCUGCUAGUUCCGAUGGAUCUACUAUGUCUAUCGACGGACCUCCUCGCCCCUUCGUUACCGAUAUCCCAUCCAUGAAAUCUCGCAUUGCUGAAGCUGCGAGGGUGUUCCUAGAGACUCAUGAGACUGAAAAGCAUAGUAAGAGUAUGAAGAAGAAAGCAAGCAAGAUUCUAGAGGGUCUCGCAAGCCUAGCCUCCGAAAUUGAAGGAUUUUAUCUUCAAAGGACUGCCACCAAAGAUCUGUCCCCCGAAAAUGGUACAGCACUUUUCGAAAAGUUGUCCUCUUAUUUCGACGCCGACGUCCUGGACAGUGUGACAAGUGCCGAGCUGCUCGCCUCGGGGCUCGUGCGUAUCUUGGAGGAGGUAUUUAGCAAUCCUGAUGAGACACUGGCCAACGCUGCGAGAACUGCUUUCCUUGAGGUUUUCAUGGGCCGAUAUGUGAAUUCGAGACCCAAAACGGCAACUGCAGAUUCUCCCACGACACCCUUCAGUAUUAUGAUCCACAAGCUUCAGGAUCUCCUUAGUCGAUCAGAGCACUUCGAGGUUAUCACCGUACAUCACAAUACAUUUGAUGGCAAUCGCAGCAGCGCCGCAUCUAUGCUGGCCAAACAGAUCAAACUUCGGCUGGUGGCCGACGAUGAGUCCGACAUCCCUCGCUCUUUUCGCACCAUUGUUGUCCAUAUUCACGCUAUUGCAACGUUCAAGGCACUAGAUGACUGGUUACGUCCACGGAUCACUCUCCACGACCGCCCUCGUGGCCCAAGGGCGAGAGAUGGGCUGUCCAGAGCCUUAGCUGCCAUGGCUAGCUCAGCAGGACUACCAUCAGCAGAACGUCUAGCCGAGCGACUGGGAGCGAGCUAUUCUAAUCCCCCGCCCCCUCCGGUGCCAGCGCAGGCCUCUGGCUCUCGCCCGCCUCGUAGGUCCAAGUCAAAACAGUCCGGGCAAUCUGACACACCAUCUACCCCAGGGUCGGUAGCAGGCUCUGGCCGAGAGAAGGCGAUUCUUCGUAGGUCAACACGGCGCCAGACGGCGCAGCCAAGUGAGGCGCAAGCCCCUCCGCCGCCCCCGCCGGAUGAUGAAGAUUUACAAAAUGCGUUAGAAUGCGCCGAUGAGAAGCCAAUCAGUGAUGAGGAGGACGAGGCUGACAUUGGGGAUAGCAGCGCUCUUGAUGCUAUAGUUGGUGAGCUCGACGAGGACGUUGAAAAUACACUUGCCCCGGAUCCAUCCGCAGUCAACUUAGUAGAGGCAGACAGUGGGAAGAUCACCGCCAGGAAAGAUGACGGAACAAGGGUUCCGACUCCAUCCCAGAGUGGCCUCGCCUAUCUUCCCAGUCGUAGUGCACCUCCUCAGCCCUCGGGAUUGCAGCAAAGCAUGCCAACUCCAAGCUCCUCAACUUCAUCACGGCCGCUUUCUUAUGCGGCUGCUAUCCAGUCGGUUCCUCAAGACUGGCACAUUGAAUUUAGUCUCGGUGACCGAGUAAUCCCGAAUGAGACGACCAUCUACCGAGCAGUGCACAAUACCUCGUCCCAGCCCGAUGAUCAUUUAAGUCGUAGUGUGUGGUCCACGAUGCACGUUAUCAAGUUCCGUCGUGUUCAAGGGCCCCCGCCGGCUGAGCCAACCGGAUUUGGAUCCUCAUUUGACGUUCCUUCUGACGUGAAUGGUGUCCCGGCUUCUCUUUCGAAUAACCCAAUCGCCGCAUCAAUCCUUCGCCUCCUCAACAUUUUGCAUGACCUAAACGCAAACAUUGAAGACAUUAUGGUGGAAAAUAAGGAUAUGCUGAAGCUCAACGUGGAACCCGCUUCCCAGUUUGUCAAUACGAAGUUGACCGCCAAGCUCAAUAGGCAGCUAGAGGAACCGCUCAUCGUAGCUAGCAAUUGCUUACCGAGCUGGAGCGAGGAUCUGGCAAGGCUGUAUCCAUUCUUGUUCCCCUUCGAAACUCGUCACUUAUUCCUCCAGUCGACGUCAUUUGGUUAUGCCCGAUCUAUGAGCCGAUGGCAAAAUGCCCAACAGGAGGAGACCUCGGGCCGUGACCGACGAGAUGAGCACCUAUUCCUUGGACGACUUCAGCGUCAAAAGGUGCGAAUUUCGCGCUCUAAAAUACUAGAAUCUGCACUGAAGGUAAUGGAGCUUUACGGCAGUUCGCAGAGCAUCCUCGAAGUUGAAUAUUACGAAGAGGUUGGAACGGGCCUUGGUCCUACCCUCGAGUUCUACUCGACAGUAUCCAAGGAGUUCUCCAAGCGGAAACUCAGGUUGUGGCGUGACAUGGAUUCAAAGAACACGGAAUUCAUUCCUGGCUCGCUAUUCCCUCGACCGAUAAGUGAUGACGACUCGAGCGCAAAUGUCAUUCUACAGUUGUUCAAGAUGCUCGGAAAGUUCGUUGCGCGAUCCAUGAUUGACUCUCGCAUUAUCGAUCUCAACUUCAACCCCAUCUUCUUCCGCAUUGGCGAAGGUUCUUCGGGUGUGAAGCCAUCCCUAGGCGCUGUUAAAGCGGUGGACUCUGGCCUCGCAAAUUCUCUGAAGCAUAUUAAGAAGUUUGCCAUGGCUAAGAAGGCGAUUGAUGAAGACCCUAAUCGUACUCCCGCACAAAAGGUUGCAGACAUUGAGAAGAUCAUUGUGGACAAUGGAAGGCUAGAAGAAUUAGCCCUGGAUUUCACAUUACCUGGUUAUGCAGACAUUGAGCUCGUCUCUGGCGGAUCCCAUAUCCCGGUCACCAUCUACAAUGUCGAGUCAUAUCUGGAGAAGGUCAUUGAUUUAACAUUGGGCCGAGGCGUCAAACGUCAGGUGGAAGCUUUCCGCACUGGUUUCUCCCAAGUAUUCCCGUAUUCGGCUUUGAAUGCCUUCACCCCCAAUGAAUUGGUGGAAUUGUUUGGCCAGGUUGAUGAGGAUUGGUCCCUGGAGACUCUUAUGGACUCCAUCAAGGCAGACCAUGGUUUCAACAUGGAUAGCAGGACUGUUCGCAAUUUACUGCAGACCAUGAGCGAGUUGAACCCUCAACAACGUCGAGACUUCCUACAAUUUACUACUGGUAGUCCGAAACUCCCUAUCGGUGGAUUCAAGAGCUUGACUCCCAUGUUUACGGUAGUCUGCAAACCCAGCGAACCCCCUUACACAUCAGACGACUACCUACCGAGCGUCAUGACUUGUGUCAACUACCUGAAAUUGCCCGAUUACACUACUAUCAAGAGCAUGAAACGACAGUUGUUCACUGCUAUCAAGGAAGGUCAGGGUGCCUUCCAUCUCUCCUAAUCUCUGAGGGGCUAGGAGAGCAAAACACAUGCAAAUUUUCACGAAUCAAUCAAUAUUGUGAUACAUGGACGGCAUUGAUGAGGGGAGGGGGAAUGAGGCAUUGAUUUAUUCAUUUUUCGUGCUGGCGUGACUGGGGUGUUUUUCAUUCCUGGCAAAAUUUGCCAUAAUUCAAUUUCGACGUCCGUCAUGAACGACCCUUGACAAUUAAGAUGGAAGUCGGAAUAAGGCACGAAAGAGAUAAGGAAUGGUUGGGGGACUCGUCUGAUGCAUGGAAGGGUCGUUUCGGCGUUGAGAUGAUCAACACGAUUCCAGGUGGUAUUUGGCAUCAGACUGGACAGCUCUAACAAGGCCUAGCACUUACUUCAUUUUACUCUUGCAAUGAGGGUGGCUACAUCAGGUAGAUAGAUUGACCCAGUUUGUCAAAGUAUUGAUUUCUAAAAAUAUGCCCCUUUUUGUGUCUAAUAAUG